GACGAAACGUUGGCGCAUUUAGCUGCGAUUGUGGCCGUGUCUUUGCGAAUUUAGUGCGUUUAGUGAAAUUGAAAUUGAAAACGUUGGCUAAAAUGCGGCUAUUGCUGCAGACUGAGUGUGUUUAUAAAUUGUGCUGGGCCCUGGGCGAACGUAACAUAGUUGCCUAUUGAAAAAAAAAAAAAGCAACGAGAGAAAUAAAUCAAACCGAGGCAAGAAAUUCAUUUUUGAGAUUUCAGUCUAAAACACAGCAACAUUUCGUGCGGUUCAACGAAUUAGUGAAAUAUUCGUUUUAAAUAUAAAUAUAACAAAUCAUAAAAAAUAAAGCUGCAAAGCUUGGAAAGUGUAUUUUCUUGCCCGAAUAACUGUAAUAAUCGAGUGUGAUCCGUCCGAGUUGCGCGUCCAUCGAAAUGCUAAAGCUAUUCAAGAAAUCCAAAGACAAAAUUCCCAAAUCGGAGAUCAUCAACGAGCCGAAGGAGCCCCAAAAGCCGGCCGUCUCCAAAUGCGGCAAGCCCCUGCUGCUGGACAACUCGCGCUGGGAGCGUCGUUUGCAUAAAGAACUGAUGUCCUUGAUCAAGGAGCCGCCGCCAGGUGUGACUGUUGACACCGAAAGCGUACAGCAAAACUUAUCAGAAUGGAAAAUAAAUAUUAAAGGUUUCGAGGGCACGCUUUACGAGGGCGAGGACUUUCAGCUGCUGUUUAAAUUCAAUAAUAAAUAUCCCUUUGACUCGCCAGAGGUAACAUUCAUUGGUAGCAAUAUACCGGUGCAUCCGCACGUCUACAGCAAUGGUCAUAUCUGUCUGUCCAUCUUGACCGAGGACUGGUCGCCGGCAUUGUCGGUGCAAUCGGUGUGCCUUAGCAUAGCCUCCAUGUUGAGCAGCUGCCGCGAGAAGAAGCGACCGCCGGACAACACGCUCUACGUGAAGACAUGCAACAAGAAUCCCAAAAAGACUAAAUGGUGGUAUCACGAUGAUUCUGUUUAGUUAGCGUUGCGAUUUAUGACUACUGCCUGCUGCUUGCAUUGCGCAUACACUACAACAAAAGGAAACGUGAAAAGCAAAACCCAAACUCAACAACAACAACAACAAUAACAACAUCAACAACAAUAACAUCAACAACAUCACAUAUAUCAACUGAGCUAAGUAAGAAACCAAUUUGUUGCCUGCCUGCCUGCUAGCUAGGACAUUGCUAAUAACAGCAGCAACAAGCACAGCGACAACAACAAUUGCAAUAGCCAACAACAAUAACAACAAUCAAUAAUUAGUCAACAAAAAUCAAUAAUAGUUUAUCAAAAAUCAACAACCAUUUGGAACUGCACUUUCUUUAAGGUCUAGGCACGUUAGGUGUAAAUUAGCUGUGACAUAUUUGAAACACAUUGUUACAUACAAACAUUCAUAAUAAUUACAUUCAUAUACAUAGAUACAUCCAAAACCAAGCAGUGCACUUUGAGAGCAAAACAAAAUGAGCCCAAAGAGAUGUCGCUGGGCAACAAUGAAUUAGUCAAAUAUAUAUGUAAUAAUAUAUAUUUAUUACGACAAAAAAAAAAAAAAGAAAUACCUUA
Molecule: messenger RNA, 1558 nt
Organism: Drosophila mojavensis
Lineage: Eukaryota; Metazoa; Arthropoda; Insecta; Diptera; Drosophilidae
Product: ubiquitin-conjugating enzyme E2 W
Exons: 5
Coding region: 408-980 (190 amino acids)
Source: RefSeq, a predicted model, not a curated record